GAGCAGUCAUUACCAGGUGCGUGAAGAAUCCAGUAGCUGCCAAUCAGAAAAUAAUCGUAUUUUUUCACUAAUAAAAUCCAUUAUCAUCCGUCACCCGCAGCAAUGUCCAUCACACCUGUAAUAUCAAUCAUCAGUAUUUUUGUGAUUACUCUCGCCUCUCAGAACGAUGCGUACAGAAUCCUGGCGAUAUUUCCACUACAUUCGAGAAGUCAUCACAUGAUAUGCCAUGCAUUAGUGGAGGUACUGGCGGACAGGGGACACCAAUUGGAUGUGGUGACCGUUUAUCCCGUGAAAAAAACCCUCAAGAAUCAUAAAGUCAUUUUGGACCUUCAGAAGGUAGUGAACAGUACCAUUAAUCAAUUCACCAUCAAACUUGCAUCGAAAAUCGCACGCAAUACAAUACCAAUACAGACCACCCUAUACGGAAAUGACUUGUGUGAAUAUCUAGGACUACCAGAGCUGCAGGAAGUUAUGAAAAAUCCACCGCAGGAUCCGCCCUACGAUUUAGUUAUUAUUGAGGCCUUCAUGUCGGAUUGUUUCGUCGGCGUUGGCUACGCGCUCAAUGUCCCCGUGAUAAAGGUGAGCCCCCAGAUAAUUUACCCCUGGCUGGAAACCAGUGUCGGCCAACUGCAAUAUCCAGCAUUCGUUCCAUCUCGCAACACAAUUUACCGACAUCCAAUGUCAUUCUUCACUCGUGUACUGAAUACUAUCCAGAAUCAUUACAGUCAGAUGCUAUUUCACUAUUACACGGAUACCGUGCAAAAUGGACAGAUGAGAAAAUAUAUUGAUCCCAAUAUUCCAUCGAUCGAGGAACUGGAGAAAAUUGUCGCCCUGGUACUGGUGAAUUCCUGGCCCAGUCUCAGUGGCAUUCAACCAACGACACCCGCUAUCAUCCCAGUUGGUGGACUUCAUAUAGAGACGAAUUACGUUCCACUUUCGGAGGAACUGGAGAGGUGGAUGAAUGAAAGUACCUCUGGUGUAAUCUACUUCACACUUGGAUCCAUGGUGAACAUCGAAACGUUUCCUGAGACGACCAUAAGACGAUUUUACACAGUAUUCAAGCAAAUAGCACCGGUGAGAGUCCUGAUGAAAGUGGCUAACAAGACUGCUCUCCUUCCUGGGCUACCUGACAACGUCAGGACGUCUUCCUGGAUACCGCAAAUGGCUGUGCUAGCUCAUAAAAAUACAAAAGUUUUUAUGACUCAUGGAGGCCUGAUGAGCACCUUGGAGGCAAUCACCUUCGGAGUUCCUCUCAUUGGAAUUCCUCUCUGGGGGGAUCAAUUUAUGAAUAUUGCUAACGGUCAAUCUCUCGGAUUCGCGCUCAUGUUAAAUUGUGAAGAUCCUAGCGAGGAAUCCAUUUCUUGGGCUGUUAAUGAAAUUUUGUAUAACCCCACCUACAGGGAGGCAGCGAAACAACACUCGAUCAAAUUUUUGGAUCGUCCCAUGGGCCCAAAGGAAACUGCCGUUUAUUGGGUUGAAUAUGCCAUCAGACAUGGCCCAGAAGCCCUUCGUUCUCCAGCUUGCGACAUGACAUGGUGGCAAGUGGCUCUCCUCGAUGUCUACGGUUUCCUCAGUAUUUGCAUCCUCAUCGUCGUUUACAUAAUAAUUCGCAUCGCAAAGGCCCUCCUGAGCGCAUUAUUCAGAUCAAAAAAACAUGUAAAACUAACAAAAUCAGAUUGACCAUAUUAUCACGUGAAAAAAAAUUGUAGUUCUGCUGUAUAAUUUAAAAGACAUUUAUUAAAAUUCUAGUGUUAUUGGA
Diachasmimorpha longicaudata is the source of this 1759-nucleotide messenger RNA. Its product is annotated as UDP-glucosyltransferase 2-like. Gene Ontology annotation, molecular function: UDP-glycosyltransferase activity. The record is from RefSeq and is a predicted model, not a curated record. The transcript has 5 exons. Bases 103 to 1680 code for a protein of 525 amino acids. NCBI's taxonomy places the organism in Eukaryota, Metazoa, Arthropoda, Insecta, Hymenoptera, Braconidae.